This is a messenger RNA of Entelurus aequoreus (snake pipefish), 3135 nucleotides long. RefSeq names its product microtubule-associated protein 6b (gene map6b). Gene Ontology annotation, biological process: cytoskeleton-dependent intracellular transport; microtubule cytoskeleton organization; regulation of microtubule cytoskeleton organization. Gene Ontology annotation, molecular function: calmodulin binding; microtubule binding. The transcript has 3 exons. The record is from RefSeq and is a predicted model, not a curated record. NCBI's taxonomy places the organism in Eukaryota, Metazoa, Chordata, Actinopteri, Syngnathiformes, Syngnathidae. The coding region runs from base 112 to 1218 and encodes 368 amino acids. Gene Ontology annotation, cellular component: cis-Golgi network; microtubule; Golgi-associated vesicle.
GUCUUGAUGCGCAAUGUGCACGCCACAGCAGAGCCUGCAGGAGGAGGCAGGAAGCUCCAGCAUAUAGAUUGUAGCGAAUAAUCGUGCCAAGCAAGCCCCACCAGCACCAUCAUGGCGUGGCCGUGCAUCACGCGUGCUUGCUGCAUCAACCGUUUUUGGACCGAGCUGGACAAGGCGGACAUCGCAGUGCCUUUGGUUUUCACCAAAUACUCCGACGUGGCCGACGUGCACCACCUCCCCCAGCGCAGGCAGCCGAGACGGGCUGCGGAGAGCCAGGCACCACCCGCCUCCUCCUCCGCCACCACCACCACCGAGCCCCCUGCCGCAUCGGGCAAGGACGCGUCCGCUGCGUCCGUCACCCGCCAAGACUUCCAGGCUUGGAAGGUGCGACCGGAGCCCAGCUGCAAGCCCAGAAACGAGUACCAGCCCUCGGCCGCGUCGUUCAUCCCGGAGACCCAGUAUCAGAAGGACUACAAAGCCUGGCCCAUCCCCAAGAAGCACGACCACCCCUGGAUCCCCAAAGCCGACCUCGCCCCUGCCGGCGGGGCGGGGAAGGGGGAGUCGGAGACCGGCGUGGAGAAGAGCGAGAUCGAGGAGAAGCUCCAGGAGAAGGAGGUGAAGGAGCCGGCCAGGAGGGACAAGUCUAGGGAGAGAAAAGAGGUGGAGAAGAAGGCGGAAGAAGCGCAGGUGUGCGCUGAUGUGCAGCAGAAGAAGAAAGGCAGGGCGGUCGCAGACGCGCUUAAUAGACACAUUAAGGAGACCAUGACUACUUCCAGCAGCUAUAGAACUGAAUUCAAGGCCUACAAGGAUGUGAAACCAGUGAAGCCGAUCAAGGCCACGUCCCAGUACAAACCCCCGGCAGAGGAGACCAGUCUGGAAACCAGCUACAGCGCCACCUUCAGGGGGGAGCAGGUGAAGGCCCAGGCUGCUGACAACAAGCUGAUAGAUCGCAGGAGGAUACGCAGCCUGUACAGUGAGCCGGGCAAAGAGCCCGCCAAGACCGACAAGGGAGCGUCUCGCACCAGGCCAAAGAAGAAAGCGGCGACGACGACAUCAGGGAAGGUGGUGAAAAAAGCAAAAGAGAAGCAGCUUGCUGGUUCGGCUUCAGCCAAGAAGAAAGAAGCGGCUGCCGUGGCGUCCUCAGAACCUCCAGGGGAUGGAGGCGUCUCCAAGAAGAGCAAAGAGAUAAGCAAUAGACUGGCCGAGGCAAAACAGUAAAAAAAAAAAAAAAUAAGAUAGCAUCGUGUUCUUUAUGCCUUUUUCUCAUUUAGUGUUUAGCUGAGAUGUCCAUUAUUCCAGUGUGUGUGUGAAAGAGAGAGUGUGUGUGGGAUCAAAGCGGCUUUUUUUUUAUUAUUGAGCACUUAAUUUGCACAUUAUUUAUUAUAGGAGUCAUCUUUACUCUGAAAAUAAGAGCCUUUGCUGUGUGUGCUAUACUAAAGGGCGUUUUUACCUCCAGAAUCACAUCCAAUGAUUGUAUAAACUCACUUUUUAGGUUUUUGUGGGUCUGUUUCCUAGUCACAGUGCCUCGGCUGCAAGGUCCUGGUGUUCUUUUCCUCUUCGUUCUUCUGGGUGAUAUCCAGUUUCGUUUUGUUGCUAAGAAACCAAAUCAAUUUGACUAUAAUUCCCUGCAGCUUGCAAGCCCCCCUUCAUUUUUGGUUGAACAGCAAUACAAUAUUCUAGCAGGCUUACGCCAUCACAUUCUAGCUUGUAAAUUAAGCCUUUUUGGGUAUAAAUAUACACUAUUUGAAAUGUAUGCAUGUGUAGUUAUUAGGUUCUGGUUGCCAGAUAGUUUAUAGUGGCUGAAAUAAACACACCAGCAAGGUAGCUCCCACAAACACAUUUACUGUAACACUAAUAAUGACAAUACUGUAUUAUUUUUAAUGAUGACUCAACUUUUCCUUCGAGCUACAAACACGGACGUCUAAAAAUUAAUAUAAUAUACGUACAUACAGGCUGUCAAAUCACAUAGAUUGUUAACUUGGUUCUAUAAACAACCACAUUACUUGAAUGCAUCAUUACUGAACGUCUUGCGACAAUUGCGGUGCGUUCGCGACUACCCGGAAAACAUAAUACCGUCCUUUUAAUGAUGAUGCUGUCUCUCAAAGCUACAAGAUAAACUCUAGAGUCUAAGUAUUAAGAGGGGAAACGUUGUAAUUCAACAAAAAUAAACACACACACUCAAAUUAUCUAUGUUUGUUUAUGUUCGACUGUCACUAUCCUCUUAUCACCUGAACGUACCAUGAUUUCAAUUGUGGUGCGUCCAACACUCCCCGGAAAACAUAAUAUCGUCCUUUUAAUGAUGAUGUUGGCUUCGAGCCCGCCGUAUUUUUCUCCAAGGUACAAGAUAAACACUGGAGUCUAAGUAUUAAGAGGGGAAACGUUGUAAUUCAGCGAGAAUAAACACACACACUCAAAUUAUCUAUUUUUGUUUAAGUUCGACAAUUCUCUUAUCACCUGAACGUACCAUGAUUUCAAUUGUGGUGCGUCCAACACUCCCCGGAAAACACAAUACCGUCCCUUUAAUGAUGAUGUUGGCUUCGAGCCCGCCGUAUUUUUCUCAAAUCUACAAGAUAAAACAAUGGUAUUACGAGGGAAAAGUUGCAAUUCAACGAGAAUAAACACACACAAACACACUGAAAUUGUCUAUUUUUAUUUAAGUUCCACUAUCCUCUUAUCACCUGAAUGUACCGUGAUUUCAACUGUGGUGCGUUCGUGGCCACUCGGGAAUGCUUCAGAGUAACACAACUUGGCGACAAUGCGCUAACAUUUUAACAUAUAUGUUGCAGAUAAUUUGACUGUGGUUAUGCGUGUGCGUGUUUGUAUUCAUAACUGACCUCUGCAGCUUGCUGCCCACUAUAGAAUGGAGUCCAUUACGCCAUCGCCGCAACAACAGCAACAAAGUGCCACAAGUCCACUCCCACUUCCUGGUGCUGAAAGGCCAACAUCUUUUGUCGUGGUCUGCUUAAUAGGUUGUGUUGUUCUCUUGCUCACCGACAGAGGGCGCUAAUGAAACAGAAAAGACAAAUUACUGCGGAGGUGUUGUGAUUUUUUUUGUGUGUGCUUUUUUUUGGAAGAACUCAGAUUAAAAACAACAAACACGUGAAUUUCAACUGCAUCUUGUGACUUAUUUGUUUU